Messenger RNA from Hemicordylus capensis (graceful crag lizard), 1114 nucleotides. RefSeq names its product zinc finger and SCAN domain-containing protein 23-like. Bases 385 to 1026 code for a protein of 213 amino acids. The transcript is spliced from 3 exons. The record is from RefSeq and is a predicted model, not a curated record. Lineage: Eukaryota; Metazoa; Chordata; Lepidosauria; Squamata; Cordylidae.
CAGUGCAUGUUGGGACAUGUAGUUCGUUGCAUGAGCGGAUCGAUCGUUGUAGUCACUCACGGAACUACGUGUCCCCAAAUUCACUGCUCCGGAUUUCAGUGUGUGCAGCUUUUCAUGCUAGGCUACAGCUAUGCUGGGCUGGGCAGGCACCCCUUGUGAUUUCCUGUUGGAUCCGCUUUAGGGUUGCCUAGCUGGGAAUGCUGCUGCAUGGACUAAAAUCCGGAGCUGCUGCCUGAAGCCCGUUCAAGGAGGAAGUGAAGCUCUCGCGGCGUGGCGUGGGGUGCAACUUCUCAACCCUUGCGGGGUGAGGGCGAACUGCUGAAAAAAGGUCCAAGAGGUGGAAUCUGGCUGUCAGAAACCUUCAGCCUAACAGACUGACUGAAGAUGGGAAGGAAAACUUUUGCUGGCCUCUAUGCAGGAAAUGGCCCUGAUGCCACCCAGGCUGUGAGCAGUGGAGGAUUCUGGGAAAGGACCACACAGAAGAUCUUGAGCGAAGGCUACCUGAGCCCAGAUGUACAAUGCCAGCGCUUCAGGCAGUUCUGCUACCAGGAUGCCAAGGGGCCCCGAGAGAUUUGCAGCCAGCUGCAUAAUCUUUGCUGUCAGUGGCUGAUGCCAGAAAGACACACGAAAAAUCAGAUCCUGGACCUGGUGGUCCUGGAGCAGUUCCUGACGACCCUACCCCCGAAGAUGGAGAGCUGGGUCAGGGAAUGUGGAGCAGAGACCAGUUCGCAGGCGGUGGCCCUGGCAGAAGGUUUCCUUCUGAGCCAGGCAGAGGAGGAGAAGCAGCAGGAAAAGCAACAGAUUCCAGGACCAUUGUCUGAAGCAUCUCCUGAUUUCUCUGUGGCAGAGAGGGCUCCAUUGGAUGCCAAGCAGGGGCCGCUAUCCAGGUGGACUUCACAGGAAGUUGGCCGAGCUGCCACCUGGCUGGGUAAGGAGCGAUGGGUCAGACAUCCUUUCGAUCUCCCUCUUGCUCAAAUGUCAUCAAAAUACAUGUUGAGUCCAUUUGAAGAGGAUGCUGCCUUCUAGCCCCUUGCAAAUUUUAUGUAAAGUGUUUCAGGAUUUAUAUAUCCGCACCUGUAUCUGCAGAGACUCUGCGGAGACACAUUUUAUUGCA